GUCAAUUAACACACAGUGGUACGUGGUAGCGCAUGCGUAUUCGCCGAAUUGCCACGCGCACCGGCGAAAUAUAAAGGUCGCAAGUAGUACGUAGUACCUAUACUACAGCUGUUUCAUGUCAAAUGAAAGAAAGCAGAGAGUAAAAAGAUAGGAAGAUAAGAAGAUAAGAAGAAACUACAGAGGAAAUUGAUCGUCCAUCACUUGUCCUAAAAGUUGAUCCGCCCGAGGAGUCACUGGAAGAUACCGAAGAUACCACCGAAGAUUCGACGAAUAGUAAUUCAGCUAUGCAAUCUGAUUGCGAGGAAACAUAUAAACCAGAAACGAAUAACCAAGAAUCUACAUUAACAUCCUUUAAAUCUUCAAAUAAAAAACAUAGUCCUGUGUUAGUUGCUUCAAAAUUUGGAAAUUUAUUUGGUGUUAAUGAAUUUUCAAAUUCUGUAACUAAUAAAUUGAAGUCGUCUAUAUUAAGACCAUCACAAUUAACUGUAGUUACCAAUAGUUCUACUACUGACAAAACUGUUUUACAACCUGCAAAAUUUCACAAUCCAUUUACAAAGAUCAUCGAUAAUUCUAUAGAAGAUGAAUCUAUGACAAAAGACAAUAAAACUGAAGUGAAUAUAGAAUCUAAAAAUGAAGAAAAAUCUGCAGAAGAUAUAAAACCAAAAUUUUUACCUUUGGGUGUGAAUACAAAAGAGAAUGAAAAUAAUGUAAAUAAUACUGUAACAUCCAGUGCCGAUACACCUAGUUUUGUAUUCGGUCAAAAUUUGAAGGAACGUGUUACUGUUUCGAAUGAUGCGAUAACAGAAAGUUCAGAUAAUUCUGAAAAAGAAGAGACAAAAACUGAAGAAAGUAGUGAGAAUGGAUCUUCUAAGCUUUUAUUCUCAAAUGCAGCUGCAAAUUGUCGUGCUACUGUAAGGCCAGGUUUAACAUUAACGCAAGCAGCACAGGUUUUAGAAGAGGCUAAUCGUGCAAACAAAAGAAAAUAUAAUCAAGUAACAUUGUUAACUGGUGAAGAAGGAGAAACAAACAUUCUUCAAAUGAAUUGCAAAUUAUUUGCAUUUGAUAAGACCACUAGCAAUUGGCAAGAAAGAGGAAGGGGAACAUUAAGACUUAACGACCGAGAUGAAGAAUCUCGUUUAGUUGGUCGUACCGCUGGAACACAAAGAUUGAUUCUGAAUACGAAAGUAUGGCCGGGUAUGACUGCAGAACGUGCUGGUCCUAAAUCAUUAAGAUUAACUGCAAUGGAUGUUCAUGGAGAUAUCCGAAUUUUUAUUGUCCAAGCAGCACCUAAAGAAGUCGAUGAACUGCAUAAUCUUUUAUUGCAGCGACUUAAACGCGCGCAAGAACGCCAUCCUAAAAAAGUAGCAACUGAUCAUUGACAACCAAUUGAUAACUCCAAUGGGGCGUUAGCCACAUUAGCAUCAGCUUAAUUCAAGCAACUAUAAUAGAGAUCACUAAUAUGUAAGAAGAGCUAAAUUUUUCAAAAGUAUAAGGCUCUAUCUAGCAUAUGCGCAAUAGAAUGGCUAUGAUUUGUGCCUUCCUUCAGAAGUUGCAACCCUGUUGACACCAGUAUUUGUCGAAAGACAAAGAAGAUUAAGUCGUGGUACGCAUAUAUAAGUUGAUAUUCUUGUACAAAUUAGAUUUGCUUUUUUUUUUCAUAAAUAUAAAAUGUCUUUAUAAUCAUUCCCACUUCAUAAUCUUUUAUUUGAAAUUUAAAGUUUCUUAAAUAAAAGUGCGUGUGUGUUAUGAAAAAUAGGGAUUUUUAAAGAUAGUGUAAUAUCAAUUAUAUAUAAAU
Molecule: messenger RNA, 1795 nt
Organism: Camponotus floridanus (Florida carpenter ant)
Lineage: Eukaryota; Metazoa; Arthropoda; Insecta; Hymenoptera; Formicidae
Gene: RanBP3
Product: ran-binding protein 3
Exons: 6
Coding region: 285-1379 (364 amino acids)
Biological process (GO): protein export from nucleus
Cellular component (GO): cytoplasm; nuclear pore
Molecular function (GO): GTPase activator activity
Source: RefSeq, a predicted model, not a curated record